UCGACAGAAGCAUAUCGACUGUAGUGCACGAUUAUUGUAACAGUUGUAACUGCAUUUUAUUAUUUAACAAAUAAUAAUCCUAUGCACUAUUCAAUGUGGUGCUCAAAGUUUUAACAUAAUAAAAUCGGAUAGAUUUCAGUCGCAGCGUUGAGAAAUGUGAAGUGUCGCAGCUCGUGUAUUGAAUCGUAUUUGCAAUGGUGCAAAUAUAAAUUGCAAAUUGUUGUAAAUUUCGCCAGUAAGUGAGUGUGAGUGUGCGUGUGUGAUAAGUGCAACACGCAAAUAAAGAACAUACAGAGAGUGGGAUAGAGAGUGCAUAGCACGCAAAACACAAAUAAAGAGGCAACUGUAAAGAUUUCCCCUUGCACAGUGCUGGAGUUGCAUGCCGAAAAUGGAUAACGAGCAGCCACAUCAGGAGUUGGUCAAGUGCGUCCUUGUUGGUGACACUGCCGUGGGAAAGACGCGACUGAUUUGCGCUAGGGCUUGCAACAAGCAUGUGUCACUGUCGCAACUGCUGUCCACACACGUGCCUACCGUGUGGGCGAUCGAUCAGUAUCGUAUUUACAAAGACGUCCUGGAGCGCUCUUGGGAAGUGGUCGAUGGGGUCAAUGUUUCGUUGCGUUUGUGGGACACAUUCGGGGAUCACGACAAGGAUCGUCGCUUUGCCUACGGCAGAUCUGAUGUCGUUCUGUUGUGCUUCUCCAUUGCGAGCCCGAUCUCGCUGCGCAAUUGCAAAGCAAUGUGGUAUCCGGAGAUCCGUCGCUUCUGUCCCGAUGUGCCCGUCGUGCUCGUCGGCUGCAAAAAUGACUUGCGAUACAUGUACCGCGAUGAGAACUAUUUAUCCUACUUUGGUGAAAAGGGCACAUUUGUACGAGCUGCGCUGAAGAGCGACCUGGUCAUGCCGGAUGAGGCGCGUGCCGUUGCCAAGGAGCUGGGCGUUAGCUACUACGAGACCAGUGUCUUCACAUACUUUGGCGUCAAUGAGGUGUUUGAGAAUGCCAUUCGAUCGUCGCUCAUUGCUCGCCGACAGCAGCGCUUCUGGAUGACGAACCUGAAAAAGGUGCAGAAGCCGUUGCUACAGGCACCAUUCCGGCCACCGAAGCCGCCACCACCCGAGGUUACCGUUGUUGUUGGGCACUAUCGUCAGGAUAUUUACAAUAUGUUCCUCUCACAAGCCUACGCCGAUCUGAUUUUGGUCGUUGGCGGAACCAAGUUUGCGGUACACAGAUUUAUGCUUGCCGCCGCAUCCAACAUUUUUCAGCGCAUCCUGAACACUGAACUCAGUGACAUGGGUGGCCGCAGCAGCAGUGAGUCGAGCAUGGUCAGUUCAACGUUUGGCGAGGCGACCAUAGCCGAUUUCAAUGACGACACAGAAUAUCUCAUACGCUACGAAUCACGCACACAACGUAUGUGGGAACAUCUAAAGCGACGAUCCAGCUAUCAAGCUUUGCCACUGGUGGAGUCAAAGCGUUCCACUGAUUUACACAAAGAGCUACAUCAUCCGGUACUGCAGAGUUUGCGUUUGGUCCAGAUGGAAAAUCAACGCGGCGUCAGCGCUAUUCAAACAAUCGUUACGCUAAGCAAACUUAUCUCACCCCAGGCACUUCAUCAAUGCCUCAGAUUCAUUUACACUGGCACCAUUGACAAGGAAUGCAGUAAUCUGCAGGAAAUACGAGAAGCUGCCGACUUUUUAGAACUGCCGCAAUUAACCACGUUACUUUCUAGGCCACAAAGCGUCAUGGACAGUCCCAGUGAUGAACCAAAUCCCCACAUUUGUCUUCGCAUAAAAGAGAGCAUGGAAAGGCAUUGCAUUGGAGACGGUUGCUUCAGCGAUGUAACCUUUGAGCUGGACGAUGGUCUGAUGAAGGCACAUCGGGCUGUUCUGGUUGGUCGCUGUGAUGUGAUGCGCGCCAUGCUUUUGGGCGAUUUUCGUGAGGCACACUCCAAUGUGAUUGUUUUCCCCGGCGUUACCAUUUAUACAUUCCAUAAGCUGCUGUGCUAUUUGUACACUGAUCAAAUUCCGCCCAUCUCAGCGGUUAAAUGCCUCAAUUUGCUGGAAUUGGCCAACCGUUUGUGCCUGCCGCGUCUAAUCAAUCUGAUUGAGUGUCGCGUUAUUGAAGAUCUCACAAUAAUUUCACAAAACGAAACCAAUGAAACGGUGGAUCAUUGUCUAACGUUGCUGGAAACCGUCAAGUUGCACAAUGCCCAUCAGCUGGCCGAGUGGUGUAUGUCGUAUCUGUGCGUCAAUUACAAUGUUAUCUGUAAGUUUUCACUCAAGGGCUUGAAAGCACUGCAUCAGGAUAAUCAAGAGUAUUUGCGCGAGCAUCGCUGGCCACCGGUUUGGUAUUUAAAGGACUACGACUACUAUCAGCGCUGCAUGAAUGAGCUAAACAAGGAGCUGAAGUUGAAGAGCGCACGUCGCGAUUUCCCGAGCGAUGACGAGGGUUGCCUAUGCUUCACGGGAGUGUUCUCUUGCUGGCUGCUAGGUAAAUCAAAGCGGAGCGAUGUCGUCAACGCCAGCAAUCCUAAUGGUGAGAGCAGCGGCACAACGGCCGAGAAUCAAAUAUUCAAUAGCACGGCCAACUCAAUGAACCACAUCGAUCUGGAGGCUGAAAUCGAUCUGAAUCUCUGACACCCAGCCCUAGGGCAUGGCAGGUCACUACGGUUUAUUGUGAUUCUGCCCGUCCUGAUUUGCUUCAUCUGUACAAUUUUAAGUAUUCUGAUACUUUUCCAAAUCCACACAUAACGAUCCCCGUGUGGCAAACGUUUGGUUUGGUGGCGUCUGCUGUUUCUCACAUCUCACAUAGCGGAGGAGGUCUGCCCAGGGACACAUUAGCAUUCAUUAAAUUGCUUUUCUGAUUUGCUUCAAAUAUGCCUAACCUUAGUGCAAUAUAUACAUACAUACAUCUAUUUUUUACAUACUUAGUAUGUACAUAGUUUGUAUAAGCUGUAUGUAUGUAACAUUUAUGUACUAUUUGUGCGCACUUUAAAUGCAGAAAUAAUUAAU
Messenger RNA from Drosophila grimshawi, 3004 nucleotides. It is a transcript of the gene RhoBTB, whose product is annotated as rho-related BTB domain-containing protein 1. Gene Ontology annotation, molecular function: GTP binding; protein binding; GTPase activity. Bases 380 to 2629 code for a protein of 749 amino acids. Gene Ontology annotation, biological process: small GTPase-mediated signal transduction. The record is from RefSeq and is a predicted model, not a curated record. The transcript has 13 exons. NCBI's taxonomy places the organism in Eukaryota, Metazoa, Arthropoda, Insecta, Diptera, Drosophilidae.